CUUUCAUUUCCUCCUUCUUCAACUCCCCUCCCUUUCUCUUCUCUCCCUCUUCUCUCUCCUUACUGCCCUUGGUCUUCUUGGUCCCUCUCUUUUUUUUUUGUUUGCAUUCCCACAUUUCUGCUUCAUUUCGAAACCAACCAUGUCGGUGCCAUCGCAUGCCAAACCAGAAGUCAUUGCACACCUCACCCAGGCCUUUGCCUUCCCUAUCUCUGCGUACGACGGCCUCGUUGACCAGUUCAUCAAAGAGCUUCAUGAGGGCCUAACUCAUGAGAAUCGUAUGCCCAUGAUUCCAACGUUCGUCUACGAACUCCCCACUGGCGAGGAAGCAGGAGUGAUCCUCUCACUUGAUCUGGGCGGAACAAACCUUCGCGUCUGCAGAACUACGCUCUCGGGCAAGGGCAACUUUGAGAUCAUCCACAAAAAGUGGACUAUCUCCGAUACCCUCAAGAAGGGCCCCGGCAAGGAACUGUUCGCUUGGAUCGCCGAUAGAAUCGAAGAGUUCUUGGAUGUCCAGUGCCAUGCAAUUCACAGCGAGAGCAACUAUCCCUUGGGUAUGACCUUUUCAUUCCCAUGUGAACAACUCGACAUUAACGUGGGUAAACUCUUCGCCUGGACCAAAGGAUUCCGAGGCAAUGAUAUCUUGGGGCAGGAUGUUGUCAAGGUUCUCCAAGACUGCAUUGAUGCCAAGAAGCUAAACAUUACCGUCAACGCGUUAAUUAACGACACUGUAGGAACGCUCUUGGCAACGACGUACAAGCAUCCUGGAUGCGAAAUCGGCAUCAUCUUCGGCACCGGCACCAAUUGCGCAUAUCUCGAGAGCCAGUCAGAGAUCGUCAAGAUCAAGUCUGGUGCCGCCAACUACACUUCGCCCACAAACCACCAGGUCAUUAACACUGAAUGGGGAGCCUUCGGCAACGCGAGUGGCGCACUCCCAGCGAACGAGUACGACAACCGUCUGGAUACCAGGAGCAGUCAGCCCGGAAAACAGCGUUACGAGAAAAUGGUUUCUGGUCUCUAUAUUUCAGAGCUUACUCGCCUAGUUAUCCAUGAUCUGGCCGCGAAAGGAGAGCUGUUUGUUGAGGAACCAGGCAAACCCAAGACGGACGAGCAGCUGGGUGAUCUGGCCAUCAAGGAGAGAUUUGACGGCGCAAUGAUGGGCUCGAUCGAGGGAGAUGAGUCCACCAAUCUAGAUACAAUCGAACAUCACUUCUUGACGAAUUACAACCUCAAGACGUCGACCUCUGACCGUGAAACGAUCAAAUACAUCUGUCAGCUGAUCUCAGCUCGUUCUGCACGACUAUCGGCGGUCGGUAUUGCGGCACUGAUCAAGAAACGUAAGCUGCUGAACGAGCCCAGGAAAGUGAUCGUCGGCAUCGACGGCAGUCUCUUCAAUAAGUACCCUCACUUUGUGCAACACCUCCAGGGCGCGCUGAACGAGAUCUUCAAUCCCGCGACGGUGCAGUCCAGGAUUUCACUGAUCCAUGCCGAGGACGGCAGCGGUGUAGGCGGUGCCAUUGCGGCAUAUCUGGCAUGUAAGCAGCAGGGACAGCCCGUCUGACCGCCCUUCGUUCGUGCUCCCGAAAAUCACGUCAAUAACGUCAAUAAAGCGGAGUGCUUCCAUAAAUAUGCAA
Messenger RNA from Gamsiella multidivaricata, 1631 nucleotides. Its product is annotated as hexokinase. The coding region runs from base 140 to 1558 and encodes 472 amino acids. Lineage: Eukaryota; Fungi; Mortierellomycota; Mortierellomycetes; Mortierellales; Mortierellaceae. Gene Ontology annotation, biological process: intracellular glucose homeostasis; glycolytic process; glucose 6-phosphate metabolic process. The transcript is spliced from 4 exons. Gene Ontology annotation, molecular function: ATP binding; D-glucose binding; glucokinase activity. Gene Ontology annotation, cellular component: mitochondrion; cytosol. The record is from RefSeq and is a predicted model, not a curated record.